Molecule: messenger RNA, 2095 nt
Organism: Linum tenue
Lineage: Eukaryota; Viridiplantae; Streptophyta; Magnoliopsida; Malpighiales; Linaceae
Source: the annotation of a GenBank genome assembly
AGAAACAAUUUUUGCUGUUGAUGUUCGUUACUUCUUUUCCUCUUCCUCGUUCGUCUUCUUCCUUUAGCUCGCUCGAAUUCCCUCGAUCAUACCCACUGAUCAACCCCAUGGCGUACGAGGACGAUCCUUACCGUGAUGAGGACGGAGAGCCUUUGAUGGAUUACGACGAUAUACAAUCGGACGGAUAUCAAUCCCCUGGAGUUCCUGACGACUUUAUCGACGACGACGUUUCCAGAACUCCCGUCUAUGACGCGGACAAAUCCUCCAAGCCGAGGAAGAGGCUGGUGAAGAAGAGCGACGGCGGUAGAGACAGUUAUGCAGCUCCGCCGGAGCUAGUGGACGAGGACGAGGACGACCAAGGGUACGAUGCGAAGGAAUACUCGCGGGAUAGGGAAGGAUCGGCGGAAGGGAAGAAGAGGAGGAGAUUGGGUAAGGAGGGGAUAGGGAGCUCUGGCAAGGAGAGGAAGAAGUUGUUCUCCAAAGGGGAGAAGAGGUUUGGGAGUAGCUCUAAAUCUGGAGGAGGGAUGCCGAAGAGGGGAGCUUAUUCUGGGAGGUUAGUUGCUGGAAAGGAUGACGGUGAGGUCAAGGAAAUGUGGGACACCAUUGCUGGUGGUGAUUCCGAGGAUGAUAAAGAAGGCUUGAGGACUAUGGAUGAUGAUAACUUCAUUGAUGAUACUGGUGUAGAUCCAGCCGAUCGGUAUGGAAGUGAUAAUGAACAACGGUCUCUCGGUGAUGUUCCUCAGGCAGAGGAGGGUGAAGAGGAUGAUGAAGUAAACCAGCUUUUUAAAAUGGGCAAGAAACGGAAGAAGAAUGAGAGAAGCCCUGCCGAGAUUGCAUUGUUAGUGGAGAAUGUCAUGGCGGAGCUUGAAGUCACUGUUGAAGAAGAUGUUAAACUAAAUUUGAGGGGGAAACCUGCUAUUAACAAACUAAAGAAGUUGCCUCUUCUUACUGAUGUUCUCUCUAAGAAGCAGCUUCAGCAAGAAUUCAUAGAUCAUGGAGUUCUGACGCUGCUGAAAAAUUGGCUUGAACCCCUUCCUGAUGGAAGCUUGCCCAACAUAAACAUCCGUGCGGCAGUUCUAAGAAUUCUAACUGAUCUUCCUAUUGAUCUGGAGCAGUAUGAUAGAAGGGAGCAAUUAAAGAAGAGUGGGCUUGGAAAGGUUAUAAUGUUUUUAUCAAAAUCUGAUGAAGAAACCACUUCCAACAGAAAACUGGCCAAGGAUCUGGUUGAUAAAUGGAGUCGACCAAUAUUCAAUAAGAGCACGAGGUUUGAGGACAUGAGAGGUGCUGAAGACGAACGUGCUUACAGAAGGCCACCACCAAGAAGACCAGCGAGCAAUUCUGUUGGGAUGGAAUCUAGAGAUGGUGAUCUUGAUUUGGACAUGGCACGGGGAAGGAAGUCUGGCCAGUCAUCAUCGUCAUCAUCCAGGCAACAACAGCUCACUACCAGGCCAGAAGCAACACCAUUGGAUUUCUUGGUCCGUCCACAGUCCAAGAUAGAUCCUGAAGAAAUUAGAGCACGUGCUAAACAAGCUGUACAAGAUCAACGGAGAAUGAAGAUGAAUAAGAAGUUGCAGCAGCUGAAGGCUCCAAAGAAGAAGAGUUUACAAGCUUCAAAGCUCAGUGUCGAAGGCCGUGGCAUGCUCAAGUACUUGUAAUGUUGCUGGACUCUCUUUGUCCUCUGCCAGCCUGAUCCGUAUGGUGAGGGACUCGACAUUCACAACGUUCAAGUCAAGCUGGUCCCUCGUUGGGAAAUCUCGCGCUGGCCGUCACUCGAUAGCUCGUGUGCCAUUGUUGCCGCAACUGGUUGCAAGUUGAUGGUCAUUAUCGACUGUCGGGUCGAGAUGAAUUCACGCUGCUUUUGCCUUCCCUUGUGCGAGAGUAAUAAGAACUAACCCUGUCUCCUGAUUUCUGCAAUUCUUCCUGGAGGGAACAAAGUAUAGGGUAAAGUAACCGAGUUGGAUUAUCUCCUGGGUAUAUUUAAGGAUCAAAUGCUGUUUUACGGGUGUUUUACAUAGCGGGUGGUAGUGAAUUGUGGUCAUUCGUUCGUGUACGCUACAAACGAGUUCAAUGUAAUGUUAAUUUGCUGCUGCAAGGA